This is a messenger RNA of Trichosurus vulpecula (common brushtail), 2259 nucleotides long. RefSeq names its product glycogen synthase kinase 3 alpha (gene GSK3A). Gene Ontology annotation, molecular function: ATP binding; protein serine/threonine kinase activity. Gene Ontology annotation, cellular component: nucleus; cytosol; axon. The coding region runs from base 1 to 1539 and encodes 512 amino acids. NCBI's taxonomy places the organism in Eukaryota, Metazoa, Chordata, Mammalia, Diprotodontia, Phalangeridae. The record is from RefSeq and is a predicted model, not a curated record. Gene Ontology annotation, biological process: negative regulation of TOR signaling; negative regulation of canonical Wnt signaling pathway; regulation of neuron projection development. The transcript is spliced from 11 exons.
AUGAGCGGCGGAGCCCCGGGGGGCGGCGGCGGCGGCGGCGGCAGCGACAGCAUCUCGGGCCGGGCCCGGACCAGCUCGUUCGGAGAGCCGGGGCCAGCGGGCCCCGGGCCGGGGCCGGGCGGAAGCGGAUCAGGACCCGGGCCCAUCGUCUCCAAGACCGUCGGCCCCAGCCAAGCUCCGGCCCCGGCGCCAGCCUCGGGUCCGGGCCCCGGCCCGGGUCCUGCCCCCGGCCCCAUUCCUGGUCCUGGCCCCGGCGGCUCGGGCACCGGCGGCGGCGGCGGUGGCGGCGGCGCGGGGGCCGUGAACGUGGCCUUGGCCUCAGGCUCCGGAGGAGGCGGAGGAGGCUCGAGCUUCCCACCACCCGCCGUGAAACUGGGCCGUGACACCGGGAAAGUGACCACGGUGAUGGCAACCUUGGGGCAGGGGCCAGAGCGCUCCCAGGAGGUGGCCUACACGGACAUCAAGGUGAUUGGCAACGGCUCCUUUGGCGUUGUCUAUCAGGCCCGCCUGGCCGAGACGGGGGAGCUGGUGGCCAUCAAGAAGGUGCUGCAGGACAAGAGGUUCAAGAAUCGGGAGCUGCAGAUCAUGAGGAAGCUGGACCAUUGCAACAUCGUACGGCUUCGCUAUUUCUUCUACUCCAGUGGGGAGAAGAAGGACGAGCUCUACCUGAAUCUGGUGCUGGACUUUGUGCCUGAGACCGUUUACCGGGUGGCACGGCAUUUCACCAAGGCCAAGCUGACCAUCCCGUCCAUCUAUGUCAAGGUGUACAUGUACCAGCUUUUUCGGAGCUUGGCCUACAUCCACUCACAAGGCGUGUGCCACAGAGACAUCAAGCCCCAGAACCUCCUGGUGGACCCAGACACCGCUGUCCUCAAGCUCUGUGACUUUGGCAGUGCUAAGCAGCUGGUCCGGGGAGAGCCCAAUGUCUCCUACAUCUGCUCGAGGUACUACCGGGCCCCCGAGCUCAUCUUCGGAGCCACUGACUACACCUCAUCCAUCGAUGUGUGGUCUGCUGGCUGCGUCCUCGCUGAGCUCCUCCUUGGCCAGCCUAUCUUUCCUGGGGACAGUGGGGUGGACCAACUGGUAGAAAUUAUCAAGGUGUUGGGGACGCCCACACGGGAGCAAAUCCGGGAGAUGAACCCAAAUUACACUGAGUUUAAGUUCCCCCAGAUCAAGGCCCAUCCAUGGACAAAGGUCUUUAAGGCACGGACACCACCAGAGGCCAUCGCGCUGUGCUCCCACCUGCUGGAGUACACCCCGGCCACGAGGCUGUCCCCCUUGGAGGCCUGUGCCCACAGCUUCUUCGAUGACCUGCGCAGCCCUGGGGCCCAGCUCCCCAACAGCCGGCAGCUGCCCCCCCUCUUCAACUUUAGCCCUGGUGAGCUCUCCAUCCAGCCGAAUCUCAAUGGUAUCCUCAUCCCUUCCCACCUGAGGAGCCCUACAGCCUCUGUGCCCUGCCCCUCAUCCUCACAUGUUUUAGGGGAGAACCAGGAUCGGCCAGGACAGGAGCCUUCCACAUCUGUAGCCAACUCCUCCUGAGGGCCUUCAGGACACCCCUCCCACCUUCCAUCCCGGAAGCCCUGGGUUGGAGGCCUGGGUCCUCAAGCCUGCCUUCUCCCCAUCCCUGGCUGGAUUCAGUUUUUAGAUGGGGGGCAAGGAAAGGGGAGAAGCCAGCUGAGACCCAUGCCCCUCCUACCUCACAGAGGCAAGAGCCUGGUAGGGGAAAUGGAGGAGGGGGUACCCCUUUUAGCCUCUGUUCUUCCCCCUCUCCCCCCUGCACUGAGCUGGCUGGCCGAGCUAGCUUUUUAACAGAGGAUUUUAACUGGGUGUUGGGGGGGGGGUGGUGGAGAGAGAAGGAAGAGGCUCUUUGGGCUUGGCCUCAGGGGUUUGAGCACUCCCCCCCAACCCCUGCCUUGGUCCCUUCCCUGCCACCCCCCCAUUUGUUCCUUGUAAAUAGGACCAGACCCUGUCUCAGGCCCCUCUCUUUUCCUGACCCCUUCCCUUCUCUUCCCCCCGGGUGUAAAUAGAUUGUUAUAAUUUUUUCUUAAAGAAAAUGUUGCAAUGAUUCGCGCCGCCCACCCCCCCAUCCCCAGCUGUGUCCUAUCUGCCCUCUCCACUGUCCCCCACCCCAGUCCUUCUCCCCUUGCCCCCCAGCCCCCUGAGACAGGGAGGGGGGCUGGGGGUCCUGAUGUCUUAGUUCCCACGGUAGGGUUUGCCUGUGUACAGAACUUUCCGUUCAAUAAAUUAUUGGCAUGAGAA